UCAGAGCUGUGUCAUGACUCUUGGAAACUUUGUAUCAUCCUCCAAUGUACUUAUCAUUCUUAUCACCACCCUUUCUGUUUUGCACCCGAAGCAUCGGCUGCCUAUAUUAUCACGUCCCUGACAAUAAACGUUGUUCACAACCCAGCAUGUCUCCGUUCGGACGCGUCGUAGCAGUGGCGACGAGAACGAAUCAACGCGGGUAGUGGCGUAUUGCCACCCUGGGUAAAGCAUGGCGUAUCAAGUACCGCAGUUCGACGAUGGGAAAGACAAGUGGGCCUCGUACACCAUCCGGAUUGAAUCGUACAUCGAAGGAAACGAAAUCAAGGAGGACGCCAAGAAAAGAGCCCUGCUGGUGUCCGCCCUCGGGUCAAGAACAAUUGAAGUACUGAGUGGCCGAUGUGCUCCAAGGAAGGUGAGCGAAUUAACCUAUAAAGAGGUCGUGACAAUUCUAGAAGAUUUCUACGCGCCACCACCAAACGAAAUAGCAGAAAGUUUCAAGUUUUAUCACCGGACCCAGAAAGAGGGAGAGUCGGCGCAAGAGUUUAUCGUGCAACUCCGACGCAUAGCUGACAAAUGUAAUUUUGGAAACAUGCUAGACCGGAUGAUUCGAGACAGAAUUGUGUGCGGCAUUCGAGAUACGGAUGUUCAGAAGCUGCUGCUGGCACAGCCGAAGCUGACAUUGCAAGAAACUGAAAGAAUCGUGCGAGCCGCUGAAGCAGCCACGCAAGGCGCGCAAGAAAUUAAGCAACCGGAGCCGGCAGAGGAACCAGCCCCAGCCUUGAACGCGCUCACCGAAAAAAUGCGAAGAUUCAACUUCAGGAAAACAGAUAAAGGUUCUCGCGUGCAGGCUAACUUGUGCGGAAGAUGCGAAAACGCAGCGCACGGAACAGAAACAUGCCGGUUCAUGAACAUGAAGUGCUUCCAGUGUGGAAAGAAAGGUCAUGCAGUCCGAAUGUGUCGCACGGAAACCAAGAAACAAGCCAAAGCUUGUGCGAUACACGGAAACGAAGCCAGCAGCGAUGAGAGCGACAUGUCACUGCAGCUGUUGACCUUGAAGUCGUAUCUCUCAACAGACGAACAGUUGGUUGCACCUGUGCGCAGGAAAUUUUGUUGGGGUGGCGCCGACAUCGUCAUGGAGGUGGAUACAGGUUCGCCGGUCUGCGUAAUCUCAAGGGACGUAUAUGACAGGCACUGCCAUGGCUGGCCGAAGAUGGAACGUUCAAGACUGAAGUUGUCAUGCUACCUGGGAAAGCUGCCGGUGGCUGGUAAGCUUACGCUUGCCGUCAAGUAUUGUGACCAAGAGGUGACGGCGACACUGACAAUCCUAGACUGCGCAGGUCCACGUUUAUGUGGACGCGACUUAAUACAAAAGUUGAACUGUCUUGGAACACCUGUUUUGAAGUUAACGGCGGCAACCGAAACCGCGCAGGACGUCGAGCUGAAAGAACUACUGUCAGAAUACGAGGAGUUGUUCGGUGACGGACUGGGUUUGCUCAAAGGCCCGCCAGCGCAUCUAUAUGUGAAAGAAGGAACUGCACCCAAGUUUUUCAAGGCCAGGCCUCUGCCAUACGCCAUGCGUGACAAAGUGUCUAAUGAACUGGACAGACUUGUCGAAAACGGUGUUAUCUCUGCGGUUCCUCACGCGGACUGGGCAACACCAAUUGUCCCUGUCCUAAAAAAGGAUGGGACCAUAAGAAUUUGCGGCGAUAUUAAGUUGACCGUGAACUCAGCCUGCUGCACCGAGCAAUAUCCACUCCCCGUAAUCGACGACCUGUUCGCGGCACUCAAUGGGGGCGACAGGUACAGUACGUUGGACCUUCGAGAUGCGUACAAUCAAGUGCCACUCGAUGACGAAUCCAAGAAGUUAACCGUCAUCAACACGCACCGUGGUCUCUUCUGUUUCAACCGGCUGCCAUUCGGUUUUUCUUCCGCACCCGCUAUCUUCCAGCGCAAGAUGGAGAGCCUGCUGCGAGGAAUACACGACGUACAAGCGUAUCUCGAUGACGUCAUUGUCUCGGAGAGAAGAAAGGAAGACAGGAGCGUGCUCAAGCAGGUGCUGCAGCGUUUCAAGGAGAACGGAGUCAAGCUGCACAGAGGGAAGUGUAACUUCUGGCAGGACGAAGUCUGCUAUCUCGGGCACCGCAUCAACAAGGACGGCCUACACCCUACGGAAAAGAACCUGGCGGCUAUAAUGGAAGCAAGGAGCCCGAAGAACGAAGUUGGAACUCACCGUAGCCCAGGGUUUGCUCUACUGGGGGCACCGGGUCGUCGUGCCACAGACAGCACGUGGAGCGAUGCUAAAAAUGCUGCACGAGACCCAUCAAGGACCAUCGGCGAUGAAGGCGGUCGCGCGGACACUUCUUUGGUGGCCAGGGCUCGAUGGAACCCCGUAGCAAGCUGUGGCCCGGAGAUCCAGUUUGGGCCCGGAACUUCGGAGAAGGAGAAAGGUGGUUGCCAGGGACGGUAACUACAACGACCGCAGCAAGGAUGGUCUCAGUGGACACACCGUCGGGAGAAGUCCGACGUCACAUUGACCAGAUCCGUUUUCGAGAGCCGCUGGCACUCAAAGUACCAGGGACAGCGGCAAAGACAACGCAAGGCGCUCGACAAGAUGCAGUACCAGAUACAACACCUGCAGAACCAACCAUCAGCACCACCCAGCCGCCAGAGUUGCGAAGGUCAACCAGAGAAAGGAAGCCUGUAGAUCGCUAUAGACCCUAGGGGGAAGGAAUGCUGUAUCAGAGCUGUGUCAUGACUCUUGGAAACUUUGUAUCAUCCUCCAAUGUACUUAUCAUUCUUAUCACCACCCUUUCUGUUUUGCACCCGAAGCAUCCGCUGCCUAUAUUAUCACGUCCCUGACAAUAAACGUUGUUCACAACCC
Messenger RNA from Ixodes scapularis (black-legged tick), 2881 nucleotides. RefSeq lists its product as uncharacterized. Gene Ontology annotation, molecular function: zinc ion binding; nucleic acid binding. NCBI's taxonomy places the organism in Eukaryota, Metazoa, Arthropoda, Arachnida, Ixodida, Ixodidae. The transcript has 3 exons. Bases 230 to 2467 code for a protein of 745 amino acids. The record is from RefSeq and is a predicted model, not a curated record.